Sus scrofa (pig) is the source of this 3094-nucleotide messenger RNA. It is a transcript of the gene TLR3, whose product is annotated as toll like receptor 3. Gene Ontology annotation, molecular function: signaling receptor activity; protein binding. NCBI's taxonomy places the organism in Eukaryota, Metazoa, Chordata, Mammalia, Artiodactyla, Suidae. Gene Ontology annotation, cellular component: plasma membrane. Gene Ontology annotation, biological process: inflammatory response; toll-like receptor signaling pathway. The record is from RefSeq and is marked provisional.
CUGGAAUUGGACUAAAGAAAAAAGGAAUGGCCAGCUGUUGUCAGAGUAAAUGAAUCACCCUGCCUAGCAUUUGAUGAGUCUUGUCCAUCAGGUGAAGUAUAUCUUCAGAUCUGGGAAUGAAUAUCUUUCAGUCCUUAUGUGUUUUGUCAACGGCAUAGUCCUUCUCAGUAUUUCUGCUCUCUAACUACAACCCUUCCAGAAGAGGCAAAAUCAUGAGCAGGAGUUUGCCUUGUCAUAUCUACUCCUUUUGGGUACUGUUGCCCUUUUGGAUACUGUAUACAACUUCUACCAACAAAUGUACUGUUAGACAUGAAAUAGCUGACUGCAGCCAUCUGAAGUUGACUCAAAUACCCGAUGACCUCCCGGCAAAUAUAACAGUGUUGAAUCUUACCCACAAUCAACUCAGAAGAUUACCACCUGCCAAUUUUACAAUAUACAGCCAACUUACUACCUUGGAUGGAGGAUUUAACACCAUCUCAAAGCUGGAGCCAGAAUUGUGCCAAAGUCUCCCUUUGUUGGAAAUUUUGAACCUCCAACACAAUGAGCUCUCUCAGCUUUCUGAUAAAACCUUUAUCUUCUGCAUGAAUUUGAUUGAACUCCAUCUAAUGUCCAACUCAAUCCAGAAGAUUCAAAAUAAUCCCUUUAAAAACCUGAAGAAUUUAAUCAAAUUAGAUCUAUCUCAUAAUGGUUUAUCAUCUACUAAAUUAGGAACGCAGCUCCAACUGGAAAAUCUCCAAGAGCUUCUAUUAGCAAAUAAUAAAAUUUCUGCACUAAAACGUGAAGAACUUGAUUUCCUUGGCAAUUCUUCUUUAAAAAGAUUAGAGUUGUCAUCAAAUCAAAUACAAGAGUUCUCUCCAGGGUGUUUUCAUGCCAUUGGAAAAUUAUUUGGCCUCUCUCUGAACAAUGUCAAACUGAGCCCCAGUCUGACAGAGAAACUUUGCUUAGAAUUAUCCAACACAAGCAUUGAGAAUCUAUCCCUGAGCAACAUCCAGCUGUACAAAACCAGCAACACGACUUUCUUUGGACUAAAGCAGACAAACCUCAGCAUGCUUGAUCUUUCCCAUAACAGCUUAAGUGUGAUUGGUAAUGAUUCCUUUGCUUGGCUUCCACAUCUGAAAUAUUUCUUUCUGGAGUAUAACAAUAUAGAGCGUUUGUCUUCUCGCUCUCUUUAUGGGCUUUCCAAUGUGAAAUACCUGAAUCUGAGACGAUCUUUUACUAAACAAAGCAUUUCCUUGGCUUCACUUCCCAAAAUAGAGGACUUUUCCUUUCAAUGGCUAAAAUCUUUGGAGUAUCUCAACAUGGAAGAUAACAACUUUCCAGGCAUAAGGAAUACUUUCACAGGAUUGAUAAAGCUGAAAAGUUUAAGUCUAUCCAACUCCUUCUCAAGUUUGCGAACUUUAACAAAUGAAACAUUUAUAUCACUCGCUGAUUCUCCUCUUCUCAUACUCAACCUAACCAAAAAUAAAAUCUCAAAAAUAGAGAGUGGUGCUUUUUCUUGGUUGGGCCACCUAAAGGUACUUGACCUCGGCCUUAAUGAAAUUGGGCAAGAACUCACAGGACAGGAAUGGAGAGGUCUAAAAAAUAUUGUUGAAGUCUACCUUUCCUACAACAGAUACCUAGAGUUGACUACCGACUCUUUCGCCUUGGUUCCAAGCCUUCAACAACUGAUGCUCCGAAGGGUGGCCCUUAGAAACAUGGAUUGCUCCCCUUCACCUUUUCACCCUCUUUUUAACUUGACCAUUUUGGAUCUAAGUAACAACAAUAUAGCCAACAUAAAUGAUGAACUGUUGAAGGGUCUUGAGAAACUACAAAUUCUGGAUUUGCAGCAUAACAAUUUAGCACGGCUCUGGAAACACGCAAACCCUGGCGGUCCUGUUCAGUUUCUGAAGGGCCUUUCUCACCUCCACAUCCUUAACUUAGAGUCUAAUGGCUUUGAUGAAAUCCCAGCAGAUGCCUUCAGGGACUUAUCUGAAUUGAAGAGCAUUGAUUUAGGAUUGAAUAAUUUAAACAUCCUUCCACCAUCUGUCUUUGAUAAUCAAGUGUCUCUGAAGUCAUUAAGCCUUCAGAAGAAUCUCAUAACGUCAGUCAAGAAGACUGUUUUUGGACCUGCAUUCCAGAAGUUGAGUAAUUUAGAUAUGCGCUUCAAUCCGUUUGACUGUACGUGUGAAAGCAUUGCCUGGUUUGUUAGUUGGAUUAAUAGUACUCACACCAACAUCUCUGAAUUAUCCAGCCAUUACCUCUGCAAUACUCCACCUCAAUAUCAUGGUCUCCCAGUGAUUCUUUUUGAUACAUCACCCUGCAAAGACAGUGCCCCAUUUGAACUCUUUUUCAUGAUAACUGCCAGUAUGCUACUGAUUUUUAUCUUUAUUAUACUGCUCAUCCAUUUCGAAGGCUGGCGGAUAUCUUUUUAUUGGAAUGUUUCAGUGCAUCGAGUUCUUGGUUUCAAAGAAAUAGACAAGCAGCCAGAGCAGUUUGAAUAUGCAGCAUAUAUAAUUCAUGCCUAUAAAGAUAGGGAUUGGGUCUGGGAACACGCCCCAAUGGAAGAAAAAGAUGAAACUCUCAGAUUUUGUCUGGAAGAAAGGGACUUUGAGGCAGGUGCCCUUGAACUUGAAGCAAUUGUUAAUAGCAUCAAAAGGAGCAGAAAAAUUAUUUUUGUCAUAACACAACAUCUACUGAAAGAUCCAUUGUGCAAAAGAUUCAAGGUGCACCAUGCAGUUCAGCAAGCUAUUGAACAAAAUCUGGAUUCCAUUAUACUGAUCUUUCUUGAGGAGAUUCCAGAUUAUAAACUGAACCAUGCACUCUGUUUGCGAAGAGGAAUGUUUAAAUCUCACUGCAUCUUGAACUGGCCCGUGCAGAAAGAACGGAUAAAUGCCUUUCAUCACAAACUGCAAGUAGCACUUGGUUCCAGAAAUUCAGUACAUUAAGUUUAUUUAGAGAUUAAAGGAGUAAUUUUCCUAAUUUAAAAAAGUUCCAUGGUAAACUUGCAUUUUACUUGACAAUAAUGUAAAUCUACUUUUUCAUAUCUAUAGGUAAGAGUAUAUUAUAUUACAUCUCUUCUAGGGAAAUUGAUCUCCCUAAUUAAGGCUUUUUAUUA